AUGAUGGGUCACCUGCUGAUGCGAGGAUGGAUCCUCGCCUCGUUAUUGCUGCAAACCAGCGUCGCCAUGACAGUGGCCGUUGAUCCAGCAGCUCUCAAGGUCCUUGCCAAGCCGCAGGCCUUGCACACCGAGUUAUUCAUCUUCUGUUCCUUCUUCGAAGGCAGCAACACCCACCCCAUCUAUUAUCGAGGUGCCCUCGUCGAGUCCUGUCCCCUCACCCUCUACUCCGUCAGUGAGGGAGUCGCCAACACCCAGCUCAAGGCCGGUACCAAGUCGCUCGGCGGCUUCCCACCCGCAUUGGAGCUAUGUAUCCCGGCCUUUGCCUCAGCGAAGCCAGUGCUCGGCGUCUUCCAGAGCUAUCCCGAGCUCUUCACUCCCUGUUUCCCUAAACUCCGAGAGCACAUUCAGCGCAGUCCCUGCGCCAACUACUGUUCGGACCGGACUUCCCCAGAUGAGUCUUUCCACGUCCUUGUCGGCUGCAACAGUCACCGACUCUUCCAUGCUGCAGUGGACCACAUCGGCAGUUCUCUCUACACGUACGGCCACAAUUACUGCAUGCCCAUCCACACUCCUGGACUGUCCUGCUCCCUCCAGAACCACCUCUGUGACCACGGAGACCAUUGUGGUGUCUACCACAAUAUGUCCAGUAACCGAGGCCGCUGGGAUGACUCGGACAGAUUCUGUCUCGCCCACAGUAACGGACAGUGCUGCCAACAAGGGUCAUGGUAG
Molecule: messenger RNA, 729 nt
Organism: Aspergillus luchuensis
Lineage: Eukaryota; Fungi; Ascomycota; Eurotiomycetes; Eurotiales; Aspergillaceae
Exons: 2
Coding region: 1-729 (242 amino acids)
Source: RefSeq, a predicted model, not a curated record